Messenger RNA from Myiozetetes cayanensis, 2088 nucleotides. RefSeq names its product CCM2 scaffold protein (gene CCM2). Gene Ontology annotation, biological process: vasculogenesis; heart development. NCBI's taxonomy places the organism in Eukaryota, Metazoa, Chordata, Aves, Passeriformes, Tyrannidae. The coding region runs from base 110 to 1465 and encodes 451 amino acids. The record is from RefSeq and is a predicted model, not a curated record. The transcript has 10 exons.
AGCGGGACCCGGGCGGGCCAUGGCUGCCGCCGCCGCCGCCGCGCGCUGAGGCCCCGCCGCGCAGCCAGGCCGGGAUGCCCCGGGGGGGGCCCGGGCCGCCGCCGGAGCCAUGGAGGAGGAGGGCAAGAAGGGCAAGAAGCCUGGGCUCGUGUCUCCGUUCAAGCGGGUGUUCCUGAAGGGCGAGAAGGGCCGGGACAAGAAGGCCCAGGAGAAGGUGACGGAGCGGCGGCCGCUGCACACGGUGGUGGUGCCGCUGCCCGAGCCCGUGGAGCCCGACCUGCUGCUGCACGACUACAUCGAGAAGGAGGUCAAGUAUUUAGGCCAGCUCACCUCCAUCCCGGGAUACCUGAACCCCUCCAGCCGCACAGAGAUCCUGCACCUGAUUGACAACGCCAAGAGGGCCCACCAGCUGCCGGGCCAGCCGAGCGCGGAGCACGACGCGGUGCUCAGCCUGUCAGCCUACAACGUGAAGCUGGUGUGGCGCGACGGGGAGGACCUGAUCCUGCGCGUGCCCAUCCACGACAUCGCCGCCGUGUCCUACGUGCGCGACGACUCCGCGCACCUCGUCGUGCUCAAGACAGCUCAGGAUCCCGGGAUCUCUCCGAGCCAGAGCCUGUGUGCCGAGGGCUCCAAGGCGCUGACGUCGGGGUCGCUGUCGGAGAGCGCCGGGGGGCCCCUGGAGUGCUGCUGCCUGGUGGUCCUGGCCACAGAGAACAAGGUGGGUGCCGAGGAGUUGUGCUCCCUGCUCAGCCAAGUCUUCCAGAUUGUUUACACCGAGUCCACCAUCGACUUCCUGGACCGCGCCAUCUUCGACGGGGCCUCGACGCCGACGCGGCACCUGUCCCUGCACAGCGAUGACUCUUCCACCAAAGUGGACGUGAAGGAGCCCUUCGAGGCAGAUGCCAGCACUUUUUCCUUCCCAGACACCCUGGAGGCAGGAGACACGUCCCCAUCCUCGCUGUCCGCGCGCCCGUCCCCGCACGUGACCACGGCCAGCGAGAGCGAGCUCAGCACCACGGCCACCGAGCUGCUCCAGGACUACAUGAUGACGCUCCGGACCAAGCUGUCCUCCCAGGAGAUCCAGCAGUUCGCGAUGCUGCUCCACGAGUACCGGAACGGAGCCUCCAUCCACGAGUUCUGCAUCAACCUCAAGCAGCUCUAUGGGGACAGCAGGAAAUUCCUGCUCCUGGGCCUGCGUCCCUUCAUCCCGGAGAAGGACAGCCAGCACUUCGAGAACUUCCUGGAGACCAUCGGGGUGAAGGACGGGCGCGGGAUCAUCACGGACAGCUUUGGGCGCUACCGCCGCUCCCUCGGCGCCGCCUCCGCCUCCAACGGCACCGGCGCCGCCGGCAGCUCCGACGAGCAGUCCGUGCCCUCUGAGGAGGACGAGUGGGACAGGAUGAUCUCCCACAUCAGCAGCGACAUCGAGGCGCUGGGCUGCAGCCUGGACAGGGACUCGUCCUGAGGGGCCACGGCUGGACACGGGGGGGCUGGGACACAGAGCUGCUCCCAAGAGGAACACGGAGCUGUCCUCAGAGGGACACCAGGACACGGAGCUGCUCCUGGGGGAACACAGAGGUGCCUUUGGGGGGGACACGGAACAAGGACCUGCCCCUGGGGGGAACACGGAGCUGCCCUCAGAGGGACACCAAGAUAUGGAGCUGCCCCUGGGGACCCCCCAGCAGCCCUCGGAGGGACCCAAGAACACCAACCUGUGCCCUCAGGGGAAAACACGGAGCUGCCCUUGGAGAGUCCUGGAACAUGGAUCCUUGUCCUGCAGGAUUUGGGGGCUCCAGCAGGAUGGAAUCACUCUCCUGGCCUCCUUAACAGCUCCAGGGGCAGGAAUGGCUCCAGUGUGGAUUUGGGGGACAGCUGGAUUUGGGGUGUGGAUUUUUGGGGACAGAUCUCUUUCUGAGCAUUGAGGUCUCCUUCCAAGGGGAGGGGUCUCCCCCGAGGAUGGAUCUGCUCCUGAGCAUCCAGUUCUCUUCCUGAGGGGCCAGACCUGCUCCCUCCCCAGUUUACAGUUUGCACAGCAGGUCCCCCAUAACUGCCCUCCACCCCCACAAUGAAGUUUUGCCACAAUGUGAA